CAUUGGUCGCCUGGCUUCGCAUCUCCGCGCUGCAACCAACCAUUUCACUUGAGUUUGUAUCAUAAUUCGGAACGUACCAUCGCCUCUCCCAAGAGAGGAGUGCGACCGGAGGCUACCAAUAUUUGGACGCCGCUCCCUGUCCCCGUUGCCCUUCUCACUCCCUUAACCUCGGAGCGUGGCAGCGCGCGUGUUUCUUUAAGAAGCAGAGAGGACAAACUGGCCCCGUCUCCGUCCCUCGUGCCCAGCAGCAGCGGGUAACUGCUGCCAAGGUGUAUGCAAACCACUCGCGGCGGGGCUGGUGCUACUCUAUCACUCUCUCGCCCGGCAAGGAGAGCCUGGAGCGGUGCGUGCAACGCCGAGGACACUGAGCGCGCCCUGCAGAGAGCAGAAAGCUGGAGUGAGCAGGGCGAUCGCGCGGCAGCUGACCCGCCGCUGUGGAGUAGGGCUUGUCCAUGGCUUAACGCGCGCUGCGCGGACUUUCACUGGAACGGAGCGCCAGCAGCAAGCAGCAGUCAUGAACGGAGGGCAAAUUAAUCAUAUAUGUGGAUUAAAACAAGUGACUGUUGAUGAGCAAAAUAGCAGCCAAGAAGGCAGGCAGACUGGAAGGGGACAGCUGCCAAUGCACCAAGGAGAGCCAGUGGCUCAGCUGGAAGCAUGGAGGAAAGGAGUAAUGAGAAGAUGAACCAGGCCCAUGUCCUCUUUGACCGAUUUGUCCAGGCCUCAACCUGCAAAGGGACUCUCAAAGCCUUCCAGGAGCUCUGUGAUUAUCUAGAACUGAAGCCCAAGGACUAUCGUACUUUCUACCAUAAGCUCAAGUCCAAGCUUAAUUACUGGAAAGCCAAAGCCCUUUGGGCCAAAUUGGAUAAGAGAGGGUGCCACAAAGACUACAAGAAGGGGAAAGUAUGCACCAACACGAAGUGUCUCAUCAUUGGGGCUGGACCCUGUGGCCUGCGAACAGCCAUUGACCUAUGCUUUCUGGGAGCAAAGGUGGUGGUGAUAGAAAAGCGUGAUGCCUUCUCCCGCAACAAUGUUCUGCAUCUGUGGCCAUUUACCAUACAUGACUUGCGGGGCCUUGGCGCCAAAAAAUUCUAUGGCAAAUUCUGUGCAGGAGCCAUCGACCAUAUCAGUAUUCGUCAGCUCCAGCUAAUACUUUUGAAGGUCUCCUUAAUCCUGGGUGUUGAGAUCCAUGUCAAUGUGGAGUUCCAGGGGCUCCUCUACCCUCCUGAGGACCAGGAGAAUGAGAGGAUAGGCUGGCGUGCGCAAGUCCACCCGAAAACACAUCCUGUGUCAGAGUACGAAUUUGAUGUGAUCAUUGGAGGAGAUGGAAGGCGGAACACUUUGGAAGGGUUUCGUCGAAAAGAGUUCCGUGGCAAGCUGGCAAUUGCCAUCACGGCAAACUUCAUCAACCGCAAUACUACCGCAGAAGCCAAAGUUGAAGAGAUCAGCGGUGUAGCCUUCAUAUUUAAUCAGAAAUUCUUCCAGGAUCUGCGAGAAGCCACAGGCAUUGAUCUAGAGAACAUUGUCUACUACAAAGAUGACACCCACUACUUUGUCAUGACUGCCAAAAAGCAAAGCUUACUGGAUAAAGGAGUAAUAUUACAUGACUAUGCAGAUACAGAGCUGCUGCUUUCACGGGAGAAUGUGGACCAGGAGGCUUUGCUCAGUUAUGCCAGGGAGGCAGCCGACUUCUCAACUAAUCAGCAGCUGCCAUCGCUGGACUUUGCCAUCAAUCACUACGGACAGCCUGACGUUGCCAUGUUUGACUUCACAUGCAUGUAUGCCUCAGAGAACGCAGCUAUGGUUCGAGAAGUAAAUGGCCACCAGCUGCUUGUGGCGUUGGUUGGGGACAGUCUGUUAGAGCCGUUCUGGCCAAUGGGAACUGGAAUAGCCAGGGGCUUUCUUGCUGCCAUGGACUCUGCCUGGAUGGUACGAAGCUGGUCUCUGGGAACCAGUCCCUUGCAGGUUCUUGCAGAAAGAGAGAGUAUCUAUAGGUUGCUGCCUCAGACCACCCCUGAGAAUGUGAGCAAAAACUUUAGCCAGUACAGUAUUGAUCCUGUCACACGGUAUCCAAACAUCAAUGUCAACUUCCUGCGGCCAAACCAGGUACGUCAUUUGUAUGAUACAGGAGACUUGAAAGACAUUCACCUGGAAAUAGAAAGUUUGGUGAAUUCCAGAACACCAAAGUUGUCACGUAAUGAGUCAGUGGCUCGCUCUAGCAAACUCCUGGGCUGGUGUCAGAGACAGACAGAUGGAUAUGCUGGUGUAAACGUAAUGGAUCUUACAAUGUCUUGGAAGAGUGGCUUAGCGCUAUGUGCCAUUAUCCAUCGAUAUCGCCCUGACCUCAUAGACUUUGAUUCUCUAGAUGAACACAAUGUGGAGAAGAAUAACCAGCUGGCAUUUGACAUUGCUGAGAAAGAGUUUGGAAUCUCUCCCAUCAUGACUGGCAAAGAUAUGGCAUCGGUUGGUGAACCAGACAAGCUGUCUAUGGUCAUGUAUCUCACCCAGUUCUAUGAAAUGUUCAAGGACUCCCUCCCUUCUGGUGACAAUCUGGAACUGAAUGCAGAAGAAAAAGCUUCAUUAAUUGCAAGCACCAAAUCUCCUAUCUCCUUCUUUAGCAAAUUGGGGCAGAGCAUCUCUCGGAAACGAACACCAAAGGAUAAAAAGGAGAAAGACUUGGAUGGUGCAGGAAAGAGAAGGAAAACAAGCCAGUCAGAAGAUGAGGACACUUCCCGAAGCUACCGAGAGGAGAGGCCCACCCUGGUGAGUGCCCUGACAGAGAGAAGAAUUGAUGCCACCAUUGGGAAUCAGAAUAAAGUGAAGUCCAUGGCAACACAGCUACUGGCCAAAUUUGAGGAGAACGCCCCUGUGCCGUCCACAGGUAUCCGGAGACAGUCUGCCCAGCCUUAUCAAGACCGUGCUCUCAGCCAGCCUGCCUACCAACAGCGAGAGCAGGCCCGCCUUGCCCCAAUGCCUCAGUGGAAACAGAUGAGGAAAAAGGAGCGUUCUCGGACCUGCCCCAAAAAAGUGAUCAUGCUCUCUUCUUCCUCCAUUUGCACUUCUUCUCCAUCGUACCCCAGUCAGCAGACAAACAGGGAUCCUCAUGGAGACCCAGCUGGAGAACAGAGUCCCAGCCAGCAACGGAGAUCUCACCAGUUCUUUUCAGAUGACCGUGUGCCAGAGCGCACACUUACCAUUGAGCAGAGGGCAAGCCAGCUGGCUGCCCUCCUGGAGCAAAGGCCAACAACCAGGCAUCAGCCAGAAAUUGAGCGAGCUCGUCGAUCUGUUGUUGAGCAGUGGGAGCUCUCGUGUAGCCUCCGCUCUUCCAGCCGUCCUUCUUCUCCCUCUUCUGACUCCUUCAGACAGAAGUAUAUAAAGAUGUAUACAGGUGGCGUGAGCUCAUUGGCUGAGCAGAUAGCCAAUCAGCUCCAAAGAAAAGACCAACCCAAAACCCUUCUAGACAAGAAGGAACUGGGUUCAUUGAAAAAAGAAUUCCCCCCAAACGUGGGAGGCAGUGAUGUCUGUUACUUCUGCCACAAGCGUGUCUAUGUGAUGGAAAGACUGAGUGCUGAAGGCAAGUUCUUCCAUCGCAGCUGCUUCAAAUGUGAAUACUGUGCCACAACCCUGCGCUUGUCGUCUUAUGCCUAUGAUCUGAUAGAUGGAAAAUUCUACUGCAAGCCGCACUACUGUUACAGACUUUCAGGUUAUGCACAGAGGAAGAGACCAGCAGUGGGUCAUCUAUCAGGAAAGGACAACAAAGGGACCCAGCAGGACAACAUGGCAGCUGACGGCGCAGGACGUGCAAACGCCAUUUCAACAUUAUCAGAGAGGACCCCAGCUCCCAGUGUAAAUGGCCUAGAGGAACCCAGCGUCGCCAAGAGAUUGCGUGGCACACCGGAGCGGAUUGAGCUGGAGAAUUACCGUCUCUCUGUACAACGGGAAGAAGAAUUGGAAGAAGUCCCUGAGGAAACCUUGGCAGAGCACAACCUAAGCAGCGUGCUAGACAAAGGAACCGAAGAAGAUGUACCCAGCAGUAGUUCAGAAUCUGAGAUGGAGGAAGAAGAAGAAGAAGAAGACCAACAGCCACAACAGCCCACCUCUGACCUGGGAGGUGUUCCUUGGAAAGAGGCUGUGCGGAUACAUGCCAUGCUAAAGGGCAAGAGUGAGGAAGAGCUGGAGGCAGAGAAAAAACAUGACAAUGAGGAGGAGGAGGAGGAAGAGGAAGAGGAAGAAGUCUCUAGUGAAGAGGGAGAGUAUUACCCUUGGGAGAGAGAACUUCAGCAAGGCCUCUGGCUUCAGCAUCUCUCAAAUGAAGAGGACACGGGUACAUUUAAAGCUGGAAACCUGAGGCUGCAGCAGAUAGUAAAUCCGAUUGAUCCCCUGGAGAUCUUGGCAGAUGUGCAUUGGACACACAUCCGUCAGAAAGAGGAGGAGGAAAAACUGGGCCUUUCUUCUAAGUCCUCCACCUCCAGAGCAUCCGACCUUCCCUCCAUACGCCACGAGGCAGUGCAGGCGUGGCUGGAUGCAGUCCCAGGAGCACUGUGUGAGGAGAAUGACUACGAGGAUGAGGCAGGCACAGAGCCUGCAGAAGCCAUUGAAGAUGGGGACACAGGUGCCGAGUUAGAUGAUGAUGACAUCCCAUCUGAUGCAGAAGCGGAGUGCCACCCGCAUCAAGAAGAGGUGGAAGAACUAGAGCUGAAAAUCUCAGAAAAGGAAGAAGCAGAGACAGCUGCCCCUUCCCUUGAGGCAGAAGAUCCUUGCAAACCUUGUCUGCCUGACCAGUCGCCAUGUGAGAAGACUGUUCUGCUUACUCCAACUGAUAACCACAAGGAAGAAGAAAAAGAAGACUCAAAGGACCUUCUUGGAACAGUGCCCUGCAAAGAGAAAUCCCCAGAUGCACAUUUUUUCCCUGAACCAUUCCUCCCAGAAGAGGAGAGACAGGACAAGAUCCCCAGUGACCAAAAAGUUGAAAGCCCACCUGUACCGCUUUCUCCAAUACGGUCUCAGCCAGUUGCACUGCCUGAGGCUAUCACACCAACAUCACCCGUGAAAUCACAACCAGCAACGCCUGCAGUACCUACAUCUCCACCUGCUGUCCCCUUGCCUAUUUGUUCACAACCUUUACCCUCUAGCGAAGCAUCCAUUCCAUCUCCAGGGGAACCCGUAUGUUUCCAACCAGUCCCAGCCUUAACCUCCACUCCUUUGGCCAAGCUUGCCCUAAAAAGCCAAGAUGGAGAGAUGGAAAAAUUGGGGAGCCCUACCACAGCAGAAGAAGCUUUGAAAAGAAAUAACCUUGUGGAAGAGUUCUGGAUGAAGAGUGCUGAAAUCCGGAGGAGUUUGGGGCUCACCCCUGUGAACAGAAGCAGGGGACCAGAAUCGAACUUUACCAUUCCCCUACCUGAGUCUGCCCCCCUGAAAAUAUACACUCCUGAGCAUAUUUCAGAAGAAAAGGGGAUCCACCUUGUAAAACCCCAGUCAGCCCUGAAGAAGCCAAUCACACCAAAGCUAGACAACGAGCAGUUUUCUUUGCUUACGCCAAAAUCGCCAUCCAGUGAUGUUAAGAGAGAGCUGUCCAGCAGUUCGGGACUGGGUCUUCAGGGCAGUUCAUCAAACAUGAGAACACUGGCCAGCCAGAGUUUCAACACUUCUGAUUCCACCAUGCUCACUCCCCCAUCCAGCCCUCCACCACCGCCACCUCAAAAUGAAGAGCCAGCAACAUUGCGAAGAAAAAGGCACCAGGCAACUUGGCAGAAUGAGGAAGAGUCUAAGCCAGCUUCUAUGCAAACACCUCGCCCGCCACCAGCGAGCGAACGGAUCCGGCCAGCCAGGGAGUCAUCCCAGUCCUCCAGAGAGGAGGUGCGGAAGUCGUUUGUGGAGAGUGUGGAUGAGAUUCCAUUUGCGGAUGAUGUAGAGGACACUUACGAUGAGAGGACUGAGGAUACGAGCCUUCAUGAAAAAUACUACACCCCUCCCAGCAGGCCGAAGCCAGAGAAGCCUCUUCACCUACAUUUAGUUAAAAAGAAUGGUGGGCUGCCAUCAAUGGAAGGAGGAAGCCAGCAAAAGAGAGGCCUCCCUCAAGUCUCUGCAGAAGCUAAGGAGCUAGCUGAGGAAAGAAUGAGAGCCAGAGAGAAGUCUGUCAAGAGCCAGGCCUUGCGCGAUGCCAUGGCUAAGCAGCUAUGCAAGAUGAAAGAUCUGGAGACGGCUAAUGCUGCUGGCGCUGCCAAAUUGCGCAAGGCAUCUGCCAUGCCUUCAAAGACCAAAGAGCUGUUGUUUGAAUCACCAAAACAUUUGGCUACAAAAGCUGGUGAAGGCCCCACACUGAAACACGAGGCCAGUAGUGAAAGGUUCUUCUCACCCUUUACAGACGUCAGUGGGCGUGAUGGAUCGGUCACGUCCUCGGAAGGCUCUGGAGGGAAGAGUAAGAAAAGGACUUCUCUCUUCUCCCCCCGUAAGAACAAAAAGGAGAAGAAGUCCAAGAAUGACAGCAAGCUCUCUGACAAAUCCAGCAGUGCAGCUGAGGAAGCCACAAAGCCCAAAUCACUGUGGAAGUCUGUGUUCUCUGGUUAUAAGAAAGACAAGAAGAAAAAGGCAGAUGACAAAUCCUGCCCUAGCACACCUUCCAGUGGGGCCACAGUGGAUUCUGGGAAACAUAAGGCCUCUCCACUCAUUAGAGCAGCAGAUUUGCAACUGCGUCGACAUUUAAGCUUCUCUGAGGACUCUGACCUCUCCAACGAUGAUGUCUUAGAACGCUCUUCACAGAGAUCCAAGCGAGAGUUGAUUUACGUACCACAUGCCUUGGCGUUCAAGAGAUCAUGCGCAUCAAAGAAAGCAUACACGGAGGAUGAGCUCAACGCCAAACUGACCAGGCGAGUGCAGAAAGCUGCUCGCCGUCAAGCCAAGCAGGAGGAGUUGAAGAGGCUACACAGGGCACAGAUUAUCCAACGGCAGCUGGAGCAAGUAGAAGAGAAGCAAAGGCAACUGGAGGAGAGGGGGGUUGCUGUUGAGAAGGCUCUUAGGGGUGAAGCAGUUGAGCCCAAUGCCGGGACACCACGCCGUAGACCUCUCUCGUUCUGCCCUUGCUGUGCCCAUGAAGGCAUGGGGAAGAAGGACGACCCCAAGCUGAUGCAGGAGUGGUUCAAGCUGGUGCAGGAGAAGAAUGCCUUGGUGCGCUAUGAGUCGGAGCUGAUGAUAUUUGCUCGGGAGUUGGAGCUGGAGGACAGGCAAAGCCGGCUGCAGCAAGAACUUCGGGAGAGAAUGGCAGUGGAAGAUCACCUAAAGACAGAUGAAGAGUUGUCAGAAGAGAAAAGGAUCCUGAAUGAAAUGCUAGAGGUGGUGGAGCAGAGAGAUUCUCUUGUGGCCCUCCUUGAAGAGCAGCGACUCCGGGAGAAGGAAGAAGACAAGGACCUAGAGGCCGUCAUGCUGUCCAAGGGAUUCAACUUAAACUGGUCCUGAGCUUAGCACCACACUCAUCUGCUGAUGUGUGUUGUCUAGUUGGCAUGUGCCAAGUUAGCUGAAGCUGCCUGGAUGGAGAAGACAUCUUGGCAUAGAAGCCUUUUGAGGGUUCUUGCAGUACCUGAGUGCUUCUUCCUGAGACAGGUUGGGUCUAAAAGUGCUGAGGCCUGUGUGAGGUCUACAAACACGAAGCCUGAGGUGGUGACCUGAGGUUGUGUGCCUUCCUAAAGGACCUCUGCAAAGAGCCCAUUGAUCUUUUGUGAUCUCUUGAGAGCGGCUAAAAAUGAGAUGAAAAUAUUUUAUUUUUUAAAAACUUUAACCAAUCCAGGUGGGUUGUAGCUUGUCUGUUUCACAUUUACUCUGCUUGUUGUGUUCCUGUUCUUGUUUUUUUAAAAAAAAUACAAAGGCGAGAAGAAGUCCUUCGGAGAGCAAACCACUCAGUACCCCCAGAGCACACUGUGUUUAUGUUAAGUUCCUCCUCACCAAAGAAGCCUGAAGCUGCCAUUAUUGUUUGGGCAUGGAGGAACCCUGAAUUCAGAGAGGAAAGGACAGUUGGAAGGCUGACUGACUUGAAAUACUUGCGCCUUGUGGUUUGUACAACAGAUACAGGCCCAGCCGGAGUCGCUGUGUUUGCUGCAGCCUCCACAAAUUGCUUUUUUUCUAAGAACUGUGUGUAAGCCAUCCCCUCUUUGUCCUACAAUGCUCUGAACUGAAAGGCGCCAUUUUCCCUUCUCCAUUGACGUUAAGACUGUUCUGUUGUGAACCUUGUGACCAUUUUGACACUGGAAAGUGCUGACUAUGAAAACAGGUUAAUUAUGAAGCAUUUUAAGGGAACUCUUGGAUGACACCCCCUUGCUUCAAAAAUCCCCUCCCCAAAUGGACCCUCGAAGACUGUUCAGUGGGUUUUUGUUCUUUGCGUUUAGGGUAUAUAUGUCUAUCUAAAUUUUCUUUAUUAUUAUUUUUUUGCACGUCGGAAAUGAAGCAAAAGACUUACCCAGGCCCUUUAGUCACUUUUGAACCUUUAAUAUCCAUUAACUUAUUUUUUUAAUAAUACUUGAAAGAAGAUUUGGUUUUGUACCUUUUUAAGAAGUGUGCAGAUGUGUGAGUGGUAAAUCUGUGUGCCUGCUGCAUUCCCCGUCCUGUGUUUCUGUCCUUGUUUUUAAUUUGCUGGUCUCGUUUUCCCUGUGCCUAUUUAUUAGAGGUCUUAUUAAUGGUGUUACUGUUACACGCUACUUUUGAUGUGGAGAUGGUUUUAAGUCCCAGCCUAUCAAUUCUCCUUUGGACUUGUCCCUGCACCAAGUUGAAGGGACAAUCCCAGGAAAUAUGCAGGCAGGAUUUCCAAGUAGAAUGUCUUCUCGAUCAAAUUUCUGCCUCCUCAUGGGAAGAACUCACAAACUGAGAGUGGUGAUCUAUCUCCUGCACAUCUUCUGUUCCUGAAUGAUGACAAACCUGUUCUUGUUGUAACUACUGCUAUGUAAGGUUUUGUAAUUAGAAUUGUGGCAUUGUCACUUUUCCCCAUAAUAAAAAAACCAUACUGGCACCAUAAAAACCUGCCUCCAAGGGAAGGGAUUAGCACAAGUCUAACUGGUUCUGUCUCAGGCCUGCUUCUGGUUGGUUCAGGAAGGGAGCUGGUGGCUCUCACCUGAUGCAGUAGCAAACAGGACAUAACAGAAUAGACUCUUGUCCAUCACCAGCUGAGAGAGGUUCCAUAAGCACACUACAUCCUUCACAAUAACUUUCUCAAAGGUGCCGACCUGCAGCUUACGAAACUUUCCAUCCUUAAUUUUUUAGUUCCAGUUGGGCUUGGGCAAAGGAGGGGCGGGUGCCUGUCUCCAAAACAAGUCCUUUGCAGCACCUUAGGUUGCCAGAUUGAAUACAGAGCACCAUUCCUAUGCUCUUAAUUGUGUUGAAGGAAGAGUUUUCUCAGACUGCUUCUCCUAAGAGCAUUGCAGUAAUGUGACAGGAAAAGGUUUCCCUUUCUGUACAGUUCUUAAAGGCACAGGAGCCCUACCAGUUUGGCAACUGUACUAGCACUUUAGAGACUGCUAGGCAAAUCCUGAUUCAGCAGAGCUUAGGUCUUCCUUCCUGUUUUUGGCAGCUGCUUCCUCUGUAAGGACCUGUACUUCUUUCUGUUUUGAAGGAAGCCUAAAUUUCCACUCUUUGUACUUCAAGGAAAGUAGAAAUUAAUAUGGCUGCUGCUUUUUAGGAUUCCUCAAUAGGUCUUUCUUCCCAUGGAUUUCACUGUUACGCAUUUAGCCUGCAAAGGAGCUUCACAGCUGGCUAUCUUGUAGGAGGAAUGGACAUUAGACUCGCCAGGAAGCUGUGCAAGGGUUGCUUCAGAGCAUGUUUUUUCUUACUUUCAUUUAGCACGGAUCUGCAACCAUCCUAGCUCUGCUCAUGAACCAAUGGACUGGAUUUCUGCAAGCAGUGCCCUCCCACCCCAGGUCUCAACAAAGCAGUGGAGAGUGGCAAACCCCUCUCCUUCUAGGGUAGCCUUCCGCAGCCUCGUGGCCUCAAUGUUUGGGGCUACAACUGUGUUGGCUGGGGCCGAUAGGAGUUGUAGUCCAAAACAUCUGGAGGCCACGAGGUUGGGAAAGGUGUAUCUAGGUCACUUCUAUCUCACCUGGAAGAUUGGAAACACCUGUCUGUGAUUGGUUCUCCUGUGCCUUUCAUAGCAGCUUGGCAAGGAGAGCUCAGCAGGUACAACUCUCUCUGCCUCCUGCCAUUUAAGUGCUGCGCUUGGAAAAAGUGACCUUGUUGUUCAAGUUGUCCCUACCAGUUGCAUCUUAAGAUACCUGGGCAAAGGUUUCAUAACCUAGCAUGUGAAAAGUAAAAAGUAAAAACUUUUCCCAUAAUGAUGCUUAAAAAAUAAAGAGAAAAAAGGAUCUAGGUGAGAGUUUUUCACAACAUUACAAACCAUUUACAAGUGCUAGGUCUUGGCAGCAUUUUCAUAUAUCUAGGUCAGAAAAAGUAGAUGCAAGAAAAGGGCAUCUCCUUUUUGAGGUAGCCUAUUUUAGCAGGGAUGAUGAAGGAGCCGUGAAAGGGAGGAAAAAAACAUGUACCCUUUUCUUCUCAUUUGUGAUGUGCUUCCUUUCUAAAUGUUGAAAAAAUCUUUUUCUAAAUAUCAGGAAUAUAAUUUCCCUGCUCUAUUCAGUUAAGAACAUUAAUCCAUGUCCCUAGUACCUGCUGAGAAUUUGAACUUUAAUUUCUUCCUAUCUGUAAUUUAAAAGAUUACUUUGCCCCAAACUUAGCUUCCUUUUAGAAGAGGGUAGGACAAAAGGGGGACCUGAUACUUCCUAUUUUUCAAAAAACACAUGGCUUUUAAUGUCAUAAAUGGUAGUCAAAGGUGCACUCCCUCCAGUUCUUGUUCUUUAAUUUCUUUUCUCUCCACUGUUUAACAAUGAAAAUGUUGCCUUCAGGAACGAAAAGGGCAGCUACUCCACUCUCCUAAAAACAUCUGGACCAGCAUUCAUAAUAUUCAAAUAACCUUGUCAUGCCAACUCCUGGAAUUAAUACAGUGAACUCUGUGACCUUUGUAUUCAUACUGAAGUCACAAUUCUUCCCUGGGAACUUCUCCUGUGCCAGACCCACUACAGAAAAUGGGAGCCGUGCCACAGCACGGUUACAUAAUCCCCAUUAACUUCUCUGGGGUUUGCACAGAGAAACCUUCUGAGGUAUUGUCUUAGCUACUGUUCUGUAGACAAUAUUGCUAAAUUCAAGAAAUGAGCCAUAUUUGAAUAAUAGUUUUUCUUACUUUAAUUCAGCCAUAAAAUCAAAAUCCCUUUUCUUCAGGGAUUUGCAUAGGUUCUUCUGACGUUAUGUGAUAGGGAGAUGAUAAAAGUCCCGUCAGCCCAUUUUGAGGUUAAUCUUGAAAUGGAGCAUUUGCUUUUUGGCUUUACUGUCCAACCAUAAGACCUAGUCUCACAAGCAGUGGCUUACAUGGCUUCCUGCUUCCUGCCUUCAGGCUUUUGUAAUUAAUCCAUUUUGAGUCUAGCUGCUUUGUAGGACUGGCCACUAAAAUAUUCAAGUUCCAUGCCAGGUCUUUUAAGUUUUUGGUUAUUUCUUCAUCUUGCUAUUCUGAAAGUCACCUGUGAACAGUAUUUUCUGUGCUCAUUAAGAGGUGACAGACUUUGUUUGCUUACUAGAAAGUGUUAGAUCCAAAUUCUAAGCUAUUUCAUGAAACAAAAAAAUGUAAAUUUGUGUAGUUUCUCUGUCCUUCUGGUAGAUCUUUUGAGCCCUAUUGAUCUCAUUUAUUUCAUCUUCCAGUAGCCAGUUCAUACUUAACAUGGUUCAAAGUAGGCUUUGCAGGAUGGGGCACCAUAAAUGUGAAGGGUAGUUUGAACCACAAAGUAUACAUUGAUGUGGAAUGGCAGCUCUGUCAAUCAAUAGGUUAUGCAUGGAGUUUAACCCUUCUCUCCUACCCCUAAUUUGUGUGUGAAUAGUGCUGGUGUUGCCCUAAAUUCUUAGUAUAAAAUAUAUCCUGCUGUUAUCCAUAGUUUCCUUCCAAGGGACUAGGGAUUUCAAAACAUGCAUCUCAGUUGCACUCCUGGAAAAAAACUCUGUUCCUCCCAGAAAGUGCAGGCUUAAUUCUUUUUUUUUAACUGACCUUUUUUUUAGGGGAGCUGUGAUCCCAAGAACCGGGCACAUCUUCCAAAGCCGCCACCUUCAUUCCUCGAGUAAUUGACAACUGCCCCAUCAUCCCUAUCCCAAUAAUAAACUGAUCUACAGCAAUAGGGUAUUGAAAUGUGACAUGAUAUCCCUUCAUAUCUGAAUGCAGAAGAGUCACUAAAAUUUUAUUUUGUUUUGACCAUGAUUAUGAACUGAGGAAAUGGAGCUAUAUUGGUGGCAAUAUGCAUAGUGUGUGCAUCUCUUUGGGUGAAGUGUUGUGAAAUGGCAUCUUGGAUUUGAGUGCUGAUGCCCACAUUAGAAAAAUGCCAUUUCAAAACAGGAAAGGCUAGAGGUAGAAAGUGGUAAUAAGUUUUAAAACCCUCAUCCACUUCCUUUCACAAGCUUAUUGAAAUGUCAGCACUAAAAAAGCUGCACAGAAAGCUAUCAAAACAGCACAAGCAUGAACUGGAAUGUUGUUUGAGAAGAUUUGAUGGCGAAAGGAUACCAUGCAAGGCAUUUGUUGAAUAUUAAGAGAUUGAAAGAUAUUGAUGUUACACUGGCAGAAUUCACACCACAUAUAAUCCUAGAGCAAGCAGGAUUUGUAUGUUCAUGGGUGGUUCUAGGAUGAGACUUUGGAGGCUUUUAGGAGAACUGCUGCCUGUUCUUAGCAUCUAGGACAGACAGGCGGCUAACCUCUGGCCUUUCUAUUAUUACUGGACUACAUUUCCCAUCAUUCCUGAGUAUAGACCAUGCUGGUUCGGGCUGGGGGGAGUUGGAGUCCUACAGGCAUCUGAAGAGCCACAGGUUAGCCAGCCCUAAUCUAGGAAGGAAAAGGAACAUGUUACUUCAGUUGUCUUGAUGGAAGCUUAGGCAGCAUGUUCUACAUCCCUGAAGACCAACAGGAAGGAUAUGGUAAAAAGCUGAGAAUAAAAAUUAAGCUUCCCUUUGUCUAGGAUGGGGCUACUCUUUCAGUUGUUAUAAUUCGGUGUCUACUGUUCUUGCAUGAUGGUACCAGGAGCAUUAAUUGUAUUUGCUCUUCUACUUUUAACAUUUCCUGUAGUAUUUUGUGUUCAUUGUGCUUAGCCUUGCAGUCAAUCAAAAGGUUUGUGUGUUUAAAUGCAGUGUCUGGCCCUCCUUUUAUGACACGGUGCUAAUGCAGAAGUAAGAAGCACACUUGUUGCACCCUCUGGGUUUUUAAACUUAAAAAAAAAAUAUGCACCAGAUUGAGAGCAUUUUAGAGCAUCCACAAUUAUGUCUAGAGUUGCCUGAUCUACUAGCAUAAAUUCUUUUUAAGGCAAAAAAAAGUUGAUGACCCCACUCCCUUAGUUUGAAUUUAAGAAAACAUAUAGAACAGAAUGUUUACGUUUGAACACUGAAAGGAAAGUGGUGUAUUAGUUUUCAACCUCAUGUUAAAAAAAGAGAGGAAAUGCUGUGUUUGCAAUAAAACAAAAAAUACCAGCCUGUUUUGAUAUGAAGAGGUAGGGGAGGGAAUCUCUCUCUUGAGGCACGAUAAGAGGACAGAUCAUUUCCCGAGAAUUUCUGCCAUUGCGGCACUUGUAAGGAUAUUUCAUAAGCAAGAUAGAUAGAUGAGUGUCAAUAAAACAAUAGGGGGAGGGGAUGUCAUGUUUUGAUGGCAUUGCAGUAAUUUCAUUUUUAUAUAUAAAAAAGUUCGUAUGUGAAAUCCAGUCCCAAGGAACUGUGGUAUCUUCCCUUUGGGACAGGUGGGAACUCUGAUACGCAGACUGUUUUAUUGUUGGCGUGUGUGCAGCGUAACAGGAAAUUGUGUACCGUACCUGUUUUCAUGUCUCCAGCCCAACCUCUCCCUCCCCCAUUUUACUUCCCAUUUUGGAUUGCAUUUCCUUCUGUAUGUUCUUAUGCACACUUGUUUUGUUGGUGUUGAGAGUUUAGCACUUCAGGCCGCCAGCAGAACUAAAAGGAAAAAAAAAUAAAAGUCAUUAAUUUUUUUCUUA
Molecule: messenger RNA, 14027 nt
Organism: Rhineura floridana
Lineage: Eukaryota; Metazoa; Chordata; Lepidosauria; Squamata; Rhineuridae
Gene: MICAL3
Product: microtubule associated monooxygenase, calponin and LIM domain containing 3
Exons: 42
Coding region: 655-7449 (2264 amino acids)
Molecular function (GO): protein binding; FAD binding
Source: RefSeq, a predicted model, not a curated record